AUGUUGGCAAGGGCUGUGGCUGGGGAAGCCUGCGUCCCAUUCUUUGCGUGCAGUGGCAGUGAUUUCGAGGAGAUGUAUGUAGGUAUUGGGGCUAAGAGAGUGAGGGAGCUCUUCGGUGAAGCAAAGAAGCAAUCUCCUUGCAUAAUAUUUAUCGACGAGAUUGAUGCCAUUGGAGGCCGCAGAAACCCGGAAGAUCCAACUUGUUACAGGCAAACCGUGAACCAGCUGCUUUCUGAGAUGGAUGGCUUCAAGCAAAAUGAUGGGAUCAUUGUUAUCGCGGCAACCAACUUCCCCCAGUCACUUGAUAAAGCCCUCCUCAGGCCUGGGCGUCUGGACCGUCAAAUUCAUGUCCCAAUUCCAGAUGUCGAGGGCAGACGGCAAAUCCUCGAGGCUUAUAUGUCAAAAGUCCAAGCCAGCAAGGAUGUGGAUCCGAUGACCAUUGCAAGGGGGACGCCUGGAUUCUCUGGUGCAGACCUCUCAAACCUGGUGAAUGACGCUGCUCUCAAGGCAGCCAAGGAUGGGGCGGAAGCUGUUAUGAUGCAUCACAUUGAGUAUGCCAAGGACAGGAUCAUGAUGGGAAGUGAACGCAAGUCAGCAGUGAUACCUGAUAACUGCAGGAAGCUUACCGCGUACCGUGAGGGAGGGCAUGCCCUUGUUACCAUCCACACGGAUGGCGCUCGACCUAUCCACAAGGUCACCAUUGUUCCCAGGGGAGAUGCUCUUGGCAUGGUGACACACCUGCCAGAGGAAGAAGAUGCGUAUAAAGAAACGAGGAAGCAAAUGCUGGCGAGAUUGGAUGUCCUCAUGGGACGCCGGGUGGCCGAGGAGCUUGUAUUUGGAGAGAGCGAGGUGACCGCUGCCGCCUCCUCUGAUCUAAGCCAGGCGACGCAGCUGGCAAUAGACAUGGUCACCAGGUAUGGUAUGAGCGGGCAGGUCGGCCUUGUUUCCUACGAUGAUGAUGGUGGCAGCUGUGUGAAGAGGACGUCCAUGAGGGGGCUGCAGACAUCCCAUGUCGAUGAGGAAGUGAAGCAGCUAUUGGACAAGGCUUACAAGAAUGCGAAAACGAUUCUCACGACGCACAUCAAUGAGCUUCAUGUGCUAGCCGGCGCCCUCCUUGAGCAUGAAACUCUCACCGGGGACCAGAUCAACAAACUAGUAUAUAGGCAAGUAAACGGCCUUAACAAUUGUCAACAGAAUCAGGAAACGCCUCCUUCAGCCUAA
Molecule: messenger RNA, 1221 nt
Organism: Triticum turgidum subsp. durum (durum wheat)
Lineage: Eukaryota; Viridiplantae; Streptophyta; Magnoliopsida; Poales; Poaceae
Source: the annotation of a GenBank genome assembly